AUGGAUGAGCACACUCCCCUCAUUGCGACCGUCUACGUAACUCGACGUCGACCAAGAUACCCCCACACGACACUCAAACGCUUCUGUUCCAUCGCCCUCGCAAGCAGUCUCAUAGCCAUUGCUAUCUGUUUCCUCCUUCCGGGCGCCAUCCUACCUCGAGGUCACGAUUCUGUUUCGUCCUACCUCCCUUGGUCCCCUCCUUAUCCUCGCUCAUGGCCGCAAAGUGCCGGUAUCACCUUUGAGCAGCUGAUUGAGCUGCUCCUGGAGACCCCCGAUGAAGAAAAAGCACGUUCGUGGAGCGAGUAUUAUACGUCGGGUCCCCACCUUGCAGGCAAGAAUUUGAGUCAAGCUUUGUGGACAAGGGAGCGAUGGGAAGAGUUCGGCGUCAAAUCAGAUAUAGUCGCCUACGACGUCUUCAUAAAUUAUCCGAGUGAUCAUCGGUUGGCCUUGUUGGAUGGGCAUAAGGUCAAGUAUGAAUGCAGCCUGGAAGAAGAUAUCCUCGACGAGGAUCCCACAACUUCGCUGAAGGAUCGCAUCCCAACAUUCCAUGGCUACUCCGCCAGUGGUAAUGUUACCGCGCCGUAUGUGUAUGCCAAUUUCGGCACAUAUCAAGACUUCGAAGACCUGCGAGCUGCAAAUGUCUCGUUGGAAGGGAAGAUUGCCCUGGUAAAAUACGGACACAUAUUCCGUGGGCUCAAGGUCAAGAGAGCCCAAGAGCUGGGACUGGUCGGGGUAGUAAUGUACUCUGACCCGCAGGAGGAUGGUGACAUUACAGAGGAGAAUGGCUACAAGACGUACCCAGAUGGGCCAGCGAGAAACCCAAGCAGCGUUCAAAGAGGCAGUGCAGGCACACUCCCGGGCGACCCAACAACGCCUGGCUAUCCCUCCAAACCAGGUGCACCUCGCGUUGAUCCACAUGGCUCCACGCCUCGCAUCCCGUCGCUGCCCAUUUCUUAUGCCGAUGCCCUCCCCCUCCUCAAAGCUUUGAACGGGCAUGGACCCAACGCAAGUUCGUUUGAUAAGUCCUGGCAUGGCGGAGGUCUUUCUUACAAGGGUGUUAACUACAACAUUGGUCCGUCACCCGACUCUGUGGUUCUCAACUUGGUGAAUGAGCAGGAAUAUGUCACAACGCCACUGUGGAAUGUCAUUGGUAUCAUCAAUGGCACAGCCAAGGAUGAGGUCAUCGUCGUUGGCAAUCAUCGAGAUGCCUGGAUCGCUGGAGGCGCAGGUGAUCCUAAUUCAGGGUCAGCAGCAUUGAAUGAAGUAAUCCGGUCUUUCGGAGAAGCACUCAAGGCUGGAUGGAAGCCACUUCGGACGAUUGUAUUUGCAAGCUGGGAUGGAGAAGAGUAUGGUCUUAUCGGCUCGACUGAAUGGGUCGAAGAAUACCUUCCGUGGCUUUCUAGCAGCACUGUCGCCUACCUCAAUGUUGAUGUGGGAGCGCGCGGAAAGCACUUUGAGGCUGCUGCCUCUCCGUUGUUGAACAAAGUCCUCUACGCUGUGACCAAUUCAGUGCCCUCGCCCAAUCAGACCACCAAAGGGCAGUCGAUUGGCGAUGUCUGGGACGGUCAUAUACGCACAAUGGGAUCUGGCAGUGACUUCACAGCCUUCCAGGACUUUGCUGGAAUCCCAUCGCUUGAUUUCGGCUUUGGGAACGGACCGGAAGACGCGGUUUACCAUUAUCACUCAAACUAUGACUCUUUCCACUGGAUGAAUGCUUAUGGGGACAAAGGAUGGCACUACCAUGUGGCCGCGGCCAAGAUAUUAGCACUGGUGACGGCGCAGUUGAGCGAGACCCCCGUCUUGUCCUUGAGCGCUGAAGACUACGCCAAAGGUCUCUCUGUCUAUUUAGACGACGUCAAGGAGAGAGCAAAGACUCACAUGGCAGGUUCGAGCUUCAGCUUCCAGGCACUCGACAAUGCCACUGCCGAAUUCCGCCACGCUGCCACAAAAUUCGACGAAUACACCGCCGGCCUGACCAAAAAGCUCGCAGAGGACGUGCCCUGGUGGGAUUGGUGGAAGAAGGUGAGGCUAUUCUACGAAGUGCGGAACGCAAAUGAGAAGUACAAGACACUGGAGCGUCAAUUUCUAUUCUCUGGCGGUUUGGAUGACAGGUCUUGGUUCAAGCAUGUUGUCUUCGCCCCUGGCCGUUGGACUGGGUAUGCGGGUGCUACCUAUCCAGGCCUUGUUGAGAGCUUUGAAGACAAGAACAUUACAAAUGCGAAGAGAUGGAGUGUGAUCAUUGAAGAGGCGCUGGGAGCGGCCGCAAAGCUCUUGGAAUAG
This is a messenger RNA of Fonsecaea nubica, 2280 nucleotides long. RefSeq lists its product as hypothetical. NCBI's taxonomy places the organism in Eukaryota, Fungi, Ascomycota, Eurotiomycetes, Chaetothyriales, Herpotrichiellaceae. The transcript is spliced from 2 exons. The coding region runs from base 1 to 2280 and encodes 759 amino acids. Gene Ontology annotation, molecular function: carboxypeptidase activity. The record is from RefSeq and is a predicted model, not a curated record.